This is a messenger RNA of Debaryomyces tyrocola, 1719 nucleotides long. Lineage: Eukaryota; Fungi; Ascomycota; Pichiomycetes; Serinales; Debaryomycetaceae. The record is from the annotation of a GenBank genome assembly.
AUGGCUAGAUCGAGAAAAUCCAAGGUUCACGAAGAUGUGGAUUUAGAUGAAGUAGAUGCAUUUGAUGCAAAUAAAGAGAAGAUAUUGUUAAAUGAAGCAGGAGAUUACAGACCAAGAAAUGGUGGACAUGAGGACGAAUCAUCGGAUGAGGAAGUUAUGGAAUUAGGUGAAGAAAGUGAAGGAUCUGAUUCAGAAGGUGCCGAGGAAGGUGACGAAGGUAACUCGCAGGAUGAAGAGGAAGAAGAAGCAGAAGAAGAAGAAAAAGGAUGGGGUGGCAGACAAAAUUAUUAUGGAGGUGAUGAUGCUAGUGAUGACGAAGACGGGAGACAAAUGACUGAAGAGGCUAUAAAACAACAAAAGAAGCAUUUAAGCGAGUUAGCGAUGGAUGAUUAUGUUGAUGAUGAGAUGAUGAAUGAUUGGCAAAAAGUUACAGAGGACUUUGAAAAGAAGGAUGAUAACAAAUUGCAGUUGGUAAUCAACGAAGGGGAUUCUGAUGCGUUGGAUAACCUAGACGAUAAGGAGAAGUUGAAGCUUUUGAACACGUCAUUCCCGGAAUUUGUUCCAUUGUUGAAGGAAUUAAAUGCGUUGAAACCCAGAUUAAUCCAAUUACAGGAACAGGAACGGAACAAUUUAAUAGAACUUAAAAUCGUGGCCUUGUCCGCAUAUUUGAGUGCUAUAACGUCAUACUUUGCUAUUUUUGUGGAUAACUUGAAGAGUGGAGAAACAUUUGCUACUAUGAAAGAUAGUCCUGUAAUGGAGAGCAUUUUACAAUCGAGGGAAGUUUGGAGACAAGCCAACGAAUUACCUGAUAUGUCUGCCAACGAAAAGACACUUGAUGAUGCGAACGAAGUUUAUGAUUCCAUCGAAGAAGAUGAAAUAUCCGAUGAAGAAGAAAACUUCGUGGAUGCGAUGGGUGAUAAUGAAGAAUUACAAGAUGAAAGUGAAGAAUCUGACGAAGAAAGCGAAGAAGAUGAAGAUCAAGAAUUUGAUAUUGAUAUCAAUUCAAAGCGUAACCUUAAAUUACCAUCUAAAAAGAAGGCUGUAGUUAAUGACUUCACUGAAGUUGCCACACCAGAAGAAGUUGAUAUGGAAGAGAAGCAACGCCGUAAGCGUACCUUACGUUUCUACACUUCUAAAAUUGAUCAAGCUGCAGCAAAGAAUAACCGUGAACGUUUGACCGGUGACUUGGAUUUACCGUAUAAAGAAAGAUUAUUCGAGAGACAACAAAGACUUAUUGAAGAAGCAAGAAAGAGAGGUUUGGGUGAAGACAAAGCCCAACUUGGUGACGACUUGGAUAAUGAAGAAGUUGGAUCUGGUGAUGAACAGCUUGCAAACGAAAUCAAUGAUAUCAAGGACAGUGGUGAUGAUUAUUACGAAAGCAUGAAGCAAAGCAAAAUUCAGAAACAAGAAUCUCGUCGUAAAGCCCACGAGGAUGCAGUGCAAGCGGCCAAGGAAGGCAAAUUGGACGAAUUACAAGAUGGAUUGGGUGACGACGGAAAGAGAGCUGUCAAUUUCCAAAUUCUUAAGAACAAGGGUCUUACUCCUCAUAGAAAGAAGGACAACAGGAACUCAAGAGUUAAGAAGAGAAAGAAGUAUGAAAAGGCUCAAAAGAAACUUAAAUCUGUUAGGCAAGUUUAUGACUCGAGCAACAGAGGUCCUUACCAAGGUGAAAAGACUGGUAUUAAGAAAGGUUUGUCUAGAUCUGUUAAAUUGGUUUAA